Biomphalaria glabrata is the source of this 1360-nucleotide messenger RNA. RefSeq lists its product as uncharacterized. The coding region runs from base 121 to 1269 and encodes 382 amino acids. NCBI's taxonomy places the organism in Eukaryota, Metazoa, Mollusca, Gastropoda, Planorbidae. The transcript has 8 exons. The record is from RefSeq and is a predicted model, not a curated record.
GUUGCUGUUUGUUUAUUGCUGACUGUGAACCUAGAUCAUAAUUAACAAUGUAUAGAACCUAUUAUUUCGUAUAGCGCAUAUCACGUCAGGGUAGUGUGUACUUAUAUAUAAGGUUUCAGGAUGUACUUUGUUACAAAGCUAGUCUACAUCACUUGCCUAUAUGUCCGCUGGACUGAGAGCUGUGGGCGAGGUCAACUCAAUUGUACCUGUGUCACCUACUUCCAGGCCUCUUCUGACGUGCUAGGACCAAAUCAUCCGAGACACUUAGGAAGUAAAGUUUAUUUUAAAGCGUUGGCCAGUUGGGCUUUCAAUCUGUCGUUGGGAUUCAAAGCGUACGUCAACAACAAACUCAUCAUGACCUAUCCCAGCAGCAUCUACAACAUGUCGUGCGGCUCUCAGAUGUCCCGGUCCUUCAAGUUUGUCAAUCAACGAAUGGAUACGGAAAACCCCUCUGGCCACCCUAGAGUGGACAUUGUCCUGUAUGCCGACCAUCCAGAUAAUCCAGACGACGGGAACUUAACUUGUGACCAUUUUCUGUGCCGGAAGUUUAAAGUGCACUACCACUUUCCACCAGGACCAGGAAACAUAGACAUCACUUUAGACCCGCCUGAUGCUGUCCAAGGUCAGCCGGCCACUAUCACGUGUUCCACUAUCGACGGAUACCCUAAAGUCAGGUUCGGCAUACGAGCCUUCUCCCUUGUGUACAACCUGGAACUUUUUUACACUCCUACAGAGAAACUGACCAUGCCAGCCGCUGUGGCCGGAGUUUACAUCUGUGAGGCAAUUGCCUUCGUAUUCCGACAGAGAAUGGUGAUUCCAUCCGACAAGAAAGUCACCAUACUAAGAAAACCCAUGCUUGACUCUAUCGGCAUUCGUAACCAGGAGUCGAAUUUAAACGACGUGACAUCUAGGAAAACGAACUUGACUUUACAUCAGCCAACAGGCAGUGUGGUCAGACCACGAGUUGUCCUCCCUAGCCACGCAGUAAAAUACAAGCUCGUUUCUAAUGUAAAUUACUCUAAGAAACUGAACCGAAGAUCUGAGAACAAGAUGGUGCUAAAACGAGGCAAUCGUCAUAAAGAUGGCAGCCAAAUCAAUGCUGCAGACGUGAAGGCGGUGAAACUAGAAAGAGGCUCUACUUUGUUGAAUAGGAUACAGUUAAAGAAACGCUCAGUACAAGACAACCCGAAUGUAGGAUUUCGUUGGCGUGUGUCAGGCGUGAUGGUCCUUCUUCAGACUCUGCUCAGCCAGGUCAUGUCACAGUACUGAUGUUACCGCUGGAACUAAGCGUUGAGGCUUAUAAUUAAACACCUUAUAAAAGCUCUCUUUUUUAGCGAAUGUAAUAAAUAUACGAAAUAGU